GUUAUGUUGCAGAGUCCAUAUUUAAAAAUAAAAAAAUUGUAAUAUACGAGUUCAUUGAUUAGAACCUAGGAAAGGCAAGGGCCGUAGGCCUAUAUAAAGGAGGCCUGCGCCCCUCUUCUUCCCAUCAUCGACUUCGAGAUAUCUCUCAUUCCCUCUCAAGAAAGAUGGCUUCUCACUCCCUUUGGAGUCUGGCACUUGUAGUGUCGAUGCUCUUCGCCGGAGCAGUGGCGGCUCCACCCAGAAAACCGGUGGAUGUGCCCUUCGGUAGAAACUACGUCCCCACUUGGGCUUUUGACCACAUCAAAUACUUCAAUGGCGGCUCUGAGAUCCAGCUCGUUCUUGACAAGAACACUGGUACUGGAUUCCAAUCCAAGGGUUCAUACCUAUUCGGGCACUUCAGUAUGCAUUUGAAGCUGGUUGGUGGGGAUUCUGCUGGAACUGUUACUGCUUUCUAUCUAUCUUCCCAAAACUCAGAGCAUGAUGAAAUAGACUUUGAGUUCUUGGGAAACAGAAGUGGGCAGCCCUACAUCUUGCAAACAAAUGUGUACACUGGUGGCAAAGGAGACAAAGAGCAAAGAAUCUUUCUUUGGUUCGAUCCAACUAAAGAGUUCCACACUUACUCUGUGUUGUGGAAUCUCUAUCAGAUUGUAUUCUACGUGGACGAUAUCCCGAUCAGGGUGUUCAAGAACAGCAAGGAUGUCGGGGUGAAGUUCCCGUUCAACCAGCCGAUGAAGCUGUACUCGAGCCUGUGGAACGCGGACGACUGGGCCACGAGGGGCGGGCUGGAGAAGACGGACUGGUCCAAGGCCCCAUUCGUGGCCUCGUACCGCGGGUUCCACAUUGAUGGGUGCGAGGCGUCGGUGCAGGCCAAGUUCUGCGAUACGCAGGGGAAGCGCUGGUGGGACCAGAAGGAGUUCCAGGACCUCGACGCCUUCCAGUGGCGCCGCCUGCGCUGGGUCCGCAGCAAGUACACCAUCUACAACUACUGCACCGACCGGACCCGCUACCCCGCCACGCCGCCGGAGUGCAAGAGAGACAGAGACAUAUGAUGCAAUGCAAUGUGGGUUGCUGCUGCUGCUUCAGUCAUAUUCGAUAUAUAUAUAUUUUAUAUUCGUUUUCGAGUGGCCUCGUUCAUGUAUAAGCCUAUGUAUCGCUGCUGAUUAGUCCAUAUUGGGGGGGGCGGGGGGCGACAGAGACAGCCUCGGCUAAGCAUGUGAAGCUCAAUAUAUCAUAUGAUAUCUCACUUUGUGUACCUAUUUGGUCUGAUUUUUUAUUUGUGUUUGAAUGUGGAGCAGCAUUAUCUUGAUGCUGAUUUGAGCAUGUGAGCCCAUCAUUUUGAAAUUCCAAAAUGUUGUUUGAUUUUCGUA
Salvia miltiorrhiza (redroot sage) is the source of this 1367-nucleotide messenger RNA. Its product is annotated as xyloglucan endotransglucosylase protein 2. The transcript has 5 exons. Bases 165 to 1049 code for a protein of 294 amino acids. Gene Ontology annotation, biological process: xyloglucan metabolic process; cell wall biogenesis. Gene Ontology annotation, molecular function: hydrolase activity, hydrolyzing O-glycosyl compounds; xyloglucan:xyloglucosyl transferase activity. The record is from RefSeq and is a predicted model, not a curated record. Gene Ontology annotation, cellular component: cell wall; apoplast. Lineage: Eukaryota; Viridiplantae; Streptophyta; Magnoliopsida; Lamiales; Lamiaceae.